Sphaeramia orbicularis (orbiculate cardinalfish) is the source of this 2349-nucleotide messenger RNA. RefSeq lists its product as uncharacterized. The transcript has 5 exons. Lineage: Eukaryota; Metazoa; Chordata; Actinopteri; Kurtiformes; Apogonidae. The coding region runs from base 1 to 2349 and encodes 782 amino acids. The record is from RefSeq and is a predicted model, not a curated record.
AUGACUCUGGGAAAGGAAGCCUCCUCCUCCUCAUUGACACCGGGUCUCCCCGACCCACCUCGUUUCACCCGUUUCACCUCGUCUCAGGCUCAGGAGGAGAACGCACGGAUAGGUGAGUCCGAUGAGCGGAAAGGAACCUCACCGUGCGAGGACGAUGAGCACGAGGGGGACCGUCGGAGAGAGCGACAGAGAGAGGAAAGGAGGACGAGGCAACUGCGACGGCAGCGACAGGGGCGAGACAGGGACUCGCGAUGUGAGAACGCGGGACGAUCGAGGCCCGCGCACCAUCUCUCCGCCGACACGCGUCUAUCCGCCAAAAGGGUCCUAGGACAGACCCGGUGCCACAGACGUCGUAGGAGCGAGGACGAACAGGAGGAAAGGCCGAAGCGGAUGCGAGGCAAAGACCCGCGGGUGAGGCGAGAUGAGGACGAGGACGAGGAUGAGGACGAGGACGAGGACGAUGAGGAGGAGGAGGAGGAGGAGGAGGAGGAGGAGAGCGAGACACAACGGAGGGAGCGACAGCGAGAGGAGAGAAGGACGAGGCAACUGCGACGGCAGCUGGAGAAAAGCGAUAGGGAGCGAGAGGAAAGAGACGGGGGGCCGGAACGUAAGGACGAUCUCUCCUCCGGGACGCGUCUCUCCGCCAAAAGGGUCCUGGGAGAGACCCGGCGCGGGGGACGUCGUCGGAACGACGACGAACGGGAGGAAAAGACAAAACGGACGUUCCCGUCGAGAAACGGGAAAAUAACUUGGUCCUCUACGCCGUACGAAACAACCCCGUCGCAACGACGACAACAACAACAACAACAAGAGCAGCGGGAGCAGCGACCCUGGACUCCGGGACCCACGGCCCUGGCGGUUUCCGAGGCCCGAGACGUCAUCUCGACGUUCUACCUCUUCCUCACGCCGGAGAUAGACAAAAUCAUCCUGGAGGAGACGAAUCGCGAGGGUCUCAGGAAACACGGAAGAGACGGAUGGAGGCGUAUGGAUGAGAUCGACCUGCAUGCUUACGUGGGCCUGCUCAUCCUCGCCGGCGUGUACAGGUCCCGAGGCGAGGCCACCGCCAGCCUGUGGGACGCGGAGAGCGGGCGUGCGAUUUUCCGAGCCACCAUGUCGCUCAAAGUCUUUCACCUUUACUCGACGCUGCUGCGGUUCGACGACCGCGAGACCAGAGCGGAGAGGCGCGCCUCGGACAAACUGGCGGCCGUCAGAAAGCUCUGGGACGCGUGGGUCGAGCGGCUACCGGCCCUCUACAACCCGGGCCCUGACGUCACGGUGGACGAGCAACUGGUUCCAUUCAGAGGCCGAUGUCCCUUUAGACAGUAUAUGCUGAGCAAGCCCGCCAAAUACGGGAUCAAGUCGUGGGUGGCCUGCGACGCCAGGUCUAGCUACGUUUGGAAAAUGCAGGUUUACACCGGGAAGCCCGCCGCCGGAGGAUGGGAACGGGGUACCGGAGCGGCGAAGGGCUCGGAGAAGAAUCAAGCGACGCGCGUGGUGCUGGACGUGACCGAGGGUCUCACCGGUCAUAACGUCACCUGCGACAAUUUCUUCACGUCCUACGAGCUCGCGGGGAGGCUCCUCCACGAGAGGAACAACACCCUGCUCGGCACGAUCAGAAAGAACAAGCCCGAGCUCCCGCGCGCCCUGCUCGAGCUCCGGGGGAGACGGGUCCUCUCCUCCAAGUUCGCUUUCACGCCCGACACCACGCUGGUGUCCUACGUGCCCAAGAAAAACAAGAACGUGCUGUUGCUCAGCACGCUCCACGCGCGGGCCCCCGAGGUCCGCUCGGACGGGAAGCCCGCUAUCGUCUUGGACUACAACGCCAAUAAAGGCGGCGUGGACACCCUGGACAAAGUCGUGGGCUCCUACAGCUGCAGAAGGAUGACUAAGCGAUGGCCCCUCGUAGUCUUCCACAACAUCGUCGACAUGUCUGGUUACAACGCCUUCGUGAUAUGGAGAGAGCUCAACCCCGGCUGGUUGGCCGGCAGGCGCAACAAGAGGAGGGUGUUUCUCGAGCAGCUGGGGAAGGCGCUCGUGGCUCCGCUCAUCGAGCGGAGGCCUCGCCUGCCGAGCUCCGAAUCGGCCGUGUCGGUCGUGAAGGCGGUCAGUGAAAUCCGCGAUCCCCGACAGCAAGAGGAAGAGGUGUCAGGUCUGCCCCUCCAAGAAGGACUGCAAGACACGCAAAGUCUGCCGUCGCUGCCAGAGAUACAUAUGUGGAGGUUGCGCUCUCCUGUACUGCCCGGCGUGCGACGAGUUGUACUCGGCCCUGGAGCGCGGGUCUGUAUGAUGAUGACCCCGCCGCUGGUGUUGGGACAACGGGAGGGACGCUGUGAGGAUAUUUUUCAUUGA